AUGUCUGGCGCCGGGCCCGAGGACGGUAGGAAAACAACCAAGCAACCGCUCGGACCACACAAACCCUCCGACUUUGCUCUGAAAAACAAUUUGGUAGACAUCAGUCAGCGAGGCCAUGCCCAGGUUUUAUCCCUCCAGGCCAAACAACAAGAACUCGGCACUCUUCAGUGUUAUGAGCGUUACGAGCGUUAUGAGUGUGAUGAGCGUUAUGAGCGUUACGAGCGUUACGAGCGUUACGAGUGUGAUGAGUGUUAUGAGCGUUACGAGCGUUAUGAGCGUUACGAGCGUUAUGAGCGUUAUGAGUCUGUGGAGGUUGUCCGUAUGAAAUUACAAAAUGACCCCACCCUUAGCAAUAGGUCCACCCUGAACACUGACCAAACUGUUUUAUCAGACAUGGAGAAGAGCGCUGAGAAGGUGAAGCUGCAGCUGAAAUCCAGAGUCAGGCAGAUCCUCACCCUGGAGGGAGAGCUGGAACAUCUGCAGCAGCACGCGCAGGUCCUGCAGUCGCGCUUGGUAUCCGUUUCUGACGCCAACACACGACUGCAUUUUAAUAUAGAGGAGGAGGAGGUCAACGCCCGUAUCGUGCUAGCCAGGUACAACACGUACCGGAAAAAGAUGGAGGGUCACAAGGUGGCUGCCUUGCAAGCGAAAAGCCAAACAGAGGUCCACGGGGAGCUGGAGAAGAAGAGAGCACUGUUCAGGAUGCUGAAACAGAGAAAAGAAGCUUUAGAAGACCCAAAUGACAAAGCUGUACCGCAGGAAAAGGUGUCAAGGGAGACUGAGGAUCUGCAAAGAGAAAUCUCGGUCCUGGGGAAGACUGUGGCUGAGAGAAAGGAGAAGCUCCUUAAAGAGCUUGACACUCAAUUCAAGAUAAAGAAAGAUAUAGAGAUCCAGAACAAGCGUCAUGAGGCGAUCGUAAAGCGGCUCCACUGUCAACUCAACAAGGCCCAAGCCAACCACAGGCAAAUUUCUGAAGAUAUCGACCACAUGCAGAGACAGAUAGAGGAGCUAAAGAGACGGAUGAAGCCAUCACAGGACCUUUUCCUCAGUAUGCUCUAG
Lampris incognitus (smalleye Pacific opah) is the source of this 1059-nucleotide messenger RNA. RefSeq names its product coiled-coil domain-containing protein 122-like. The coding region runs from base 1 to 1059 and encodes 352 amino acids. The transcript has 8 exons. The record is from RefSeq and is a predicted model, not a curated record. NCBI's taxonomy places the organism in Eukaryota, Metazoa, Chordata, Actinopteri, Lampriformes, Lampridae.